Trichechus manatus latirostris (Florida manatee) is the source of this 1446-nucleotide messenger RNA. RefSeq names its product melanoma-associated antigen 10-like. The coding region runs from base 1 to 1446 and encodes 481 amino acids. Gene Ontology annotation, cellular component: nucleus. The record is from RefSeq and is a predicted model, not a curated record. Gene Ontology annotation, biological process: negative regulation of transcription by RNA polymerase II. NCBI's taxonomy places the organism in Eukaryota, Metazoa, Chordata, Mammalia, Sirenia, Trichechidae. The transcript is spliced from 3 exons.
AUGUGGUGUUUCCAGACUUCCGCCUCGGAGUCUGAGGCGACACGGCUUCGUCUGAAGCGGCUGGACUCAGGUCAGCAACAAGAGGAGUCCCAUGCCUUGCCAGGGGGCAAGGUGAGGGCCCUUAGGCAGGCCAGGGAGGGCCUCCCACCCGAGACAGAGGGGGGUACCCACAGAAACCUUCCGCUGCUGUCAGCACUGGAAGGUCACGGGCAGGUUCGUGAGGUGGAGUCGCCUCCAUCAGGACUCUCAAAAGAGAUGGCGGUUGGCCUGAGGAGCACAUUCUCAGGAGUAAAUAUGAUUACUUUGAGGAAGACUGAAAGAGGUGAACACUUUGGUCUGACAGCGAGUUCAAGUCAGCAGAGAGCCACAUCAGGCCAGCCCAGCAAGGAGGAGCAUCACGCUUUGCCAGGAAUUAAGACCACCUUCUUGCUCACACUCCUGCCUGCUGCACUCACAAAAGUCAUCAUGCCUCGUGGUCAGAAGAGACAGCACUCCAAGUCUGAGCAUCACCUCCGUUCCCAAAAUAAGAAACAGGGCCUGGUGGGUACAAAUGUUCCCGCAGUUGGAGGGAGGAAGGCCACCUCCUCCUCCUCCUCCUGUCUGAUUCCAGGCACCUCUAAGGUGCCUCAUUCUAGAGCCUGCUCCUCUGCAGCCACUUCAUUGAGCAAACGAGGUAAGUGCUCCAAACGAGGUAAGGGCUCCAGACGAGAAGAUGAGGAGGUUCCAAGCACCUCAUAUAUCUCACCAGAAACCGAGGCCUUGCUCAGUGAUGCACUAGAUAAGAAGGUGGUUGAUUUGGUGCAGUUCCUGUGUGUCAAGUAUCUAACAAAGAAGCCCAUCACAAAGGCAGAAAUGCUGAAGAUGGCCAUCAAAGAGUACAAGGACCACUUCCCUGUUAUCUUCAAGAAAGCCUGCGACAGCAUGGAAGUGGUCUUUGGCAUCGACGUGAAGGAAGUGGACCCCACUGGCCACACCUAUGUCCUCACCAAAACGCUAGACCUCACCUAUGAUGGGAUACUAAGUGAUGGCCAGGGCGUGCCCAAGACCGGCCUCCUGAUACUUAUACUGGGCGUGAUCUUUAUAGAAGGCAACCGUGCCCCUGAGGAGAAGAUAUGGGAAGUGCUGAAUAUGAUUGGGGUAUAUUCUGGAAGCAAAGAUUUUCUCUAUGGGGAGCCCAGGAAGCUCAUCACCAAAGAUUUGGUGGAGGAAAGGUACCUGGAGUACCAGCAGGUGCCCAACAGUAAUCCUGCCCGCUUUGAAUUCCUGUGGGGUCCAAGAGCCUAUGCAGAAACCAGCAAGAUGAAAGUUCUGAAGUUUUUUGCCAAGGUCAACGGGACUGAUGCCAGUGCUUUUCCAACCUGGUAUGAGGAGGCUUUGAGAGAUGAGGAAGAGAGAGCCGGAGCCAGAAUUGCUGCCACAAAUAAUACCAAUGCCACGGCCAGUUAA